Diutina rugosa is the source of this 864-nucleotide messenger RNA. RefSeq lists its product as uncharacterized. Gene Ontology annotation, biological process: protein insertion into mitochondrial inner membrane from matrix. Gene Ontology annotation, cellular component: mitochondrial inner membrane. NCBI's taxonomy places the organism in Eukaryota, Fungi, Ascomycota, Pichiomycetes, Serinales, Debaryomycetaceae. The transcript has a single exon. Bases 1 to 864 code for a protein of 287 amino acids. The record is from RefSeq and is a predicted model, not a curated record.
AUGAUGAGUAUUCGUCUAGGGCUCAGGGUCAUUGGCAGCAGCGUUGGCGCCUCUCACGCUUGGGUGCCGACGAGAGGGUUUGCUCUCACCCGGGUGUUGAAUGCCAAGAAAAAGAAGGAGCCUCUGGGGGAUCUUUCCAUGGUGCCGAUCGGCUCCAUUGGCGUGAUGGCUGAUUUCUACGUGGCUCCAAAGGUGUUCAAGGCGCCUAUCCUGAAAUGGGGGAGACUUCUCGCCCGCAGAGUCAUCCAGUUUGCCGUAAACACGUACCUGAUUGCCAAAUAUAAGCGGGAAACUAAGCUCAAGCUUGAAUUCAACCAGUGGAAGGAGACGGCGAUGGAGCAGUUUGUGCGUACCAACAAGGUGUUCGCUGCUGCUUGCAACAAGCGGGCAUCGGAGCGGAAGUCGUACAUUGAGAGACAACUCAAUGACUGUACUGGUACUGAGGUUAUCAACCAAUUGGCGGUACGUGCGGCCACCUUCCCCGCGGGGACGAAGAUCUCGUGGGAUCUCGUGUCCGUCGACACCAACCCUAAGGUGAUCUCAUUUAACGCUUUGCCCGACCAAAACAAUUUGACUGCCUUCAUUCAAUUCAUUGUCCAAGUCACCACCACCCAGAAAGUCACCAUCACCGCGGCUAAUGCCGACCCCAAGGAGACGGUGAGACAAGUGAAGGACAACCUUGUAUUUACCUUGGAUCCGUUCGCCGAAGAACAACGCUUAGUGGGCCUGUUGUUCGAGCUGGACUACGACCGUAAGGUGCAACCCGACGGGUCCCUCAUCACCCCCAAGACGAUGCUUGCUUUCACCAAAAAGUGUGCCGACAUCUACCGUCCCAAUCCCCAAGAGAUUGCGGCGUCUAAGUAA